This is a messenger RNA of Solenopsis invicta (red fire ant), 3741 nucleotides long. Its product is annotated as organic cation transporter protein. The transcript has 4 exons. Gene Ontology annotation, molecular function: transmembrane transporter activity. Gene Ontology annotation, biological process: transmembrane transport. NCBI's taxonomy places the organism in Eukaryota, Metazoa, Arthropoda, Insecta, Hymenoptera, Formicidae. Bases 1445 to 3145 code for a protein of 566 amino acids. The record is from RefSeq and is a predicted model, not a curated record. Gene Ontology annotation, cellular component: membrane.
AAGAAAACAAUCGUGCAGAACUGAUCGACAAUCGGUCGCAAGAUCAUGUCGUUGCUACUUAUACGUACGUAUACUUCAGAUUUUUUCGUUAAACGCAUUUCGAACCCGUGAAGGAAUACAAAAAAUCGAUCUUUUGAUACAAGAGAGUAAGCGACUGAGUUUCUCGCACGAUAGUCAUCGCUGGCAAUUAUCGCCUCGCUGUAGCCUAACAACAGAGUAAUGUCAAGGACACAAGGCACAAAGCACAUGCUGAAUUGAAGGGACCGACAAUGGGCCAGUGACGCUCUAGAAAUUUCAAGUACGCAGCAUCAAAGUCUGCUGAGCAUUACUUAUGAGGAAAACAUAUCACUUAAAGUCGAACGGCGGCAAAGAUAGAUCUGUGUGUGUGUGUGUGUGUUGUGUUUAUGUGUGUGUGUACAUAUAAUCAUCUGCUAUUAGCAGUUAAACGGCCAAACGAUUUUAUUUGGUGUCAAUGAAUCGCUGUGGGGUUCGAUGUAUCCCAUUACCACUUCUGCGUUCAUUGACACAUUUAUCAGCUUCUUAAUAAGGAAUAUAGGCAUAUGCUGAUUCCACUGCGAAUCAAUGUGUCGCAAGAAGCCCGAUAAGAAAGUACAUAUAGUGAUACUCCACAGUGAUUCAAAAUUGUUUUAUUUUAUUAAACUAUGAAAAAAUUAGAGAAGUAUGCGCGCGGUCAAAAUUUCGAAGAAUUUCGAUGUGAAUUGGUGCUCUCUAAAUCUCACACAGUGAAAUAUCACUCUAAAAAAAGUGAAAAUUCAGUUUGUGCUAUUUCACUUUAAUGAGAGUAAAAAAUCAGUGCUAUAAGAGCAACAACUAUUUAUAGACUCCCGAUUAUGGUCGUCGGUGAUUGAUAACGCAAUCGCCUUACGCGAAACUCUUUCCCGGACGGGCGUGACAUCUCGCAGAGUGGAAUUUACCGGUCUAAGGGAAUCCACGCGGAAGAAGUCGUGCGCGAGUGACGAUCGCGAGUGACAAUAGUAUGAGUGGCUCUAUCGCGUGCAAGGGCGGCCGCAAAUUUCGUUAAAUACUAUAAAGUCUACUUGGAGGAAUCGUCCAAUCUCCUUGAAUCAAGUUGGAGAACGGAAAACCUGCAGUCGUUCUCCUCAGCUCGCUGGAGACAUUAAGCAGAGGAGGUUCGCGCAGUCGUACUCCCACAUUUUGUGAUCGAAACCAAUGUGCCGGCAGAUUUAUCGAUCAUCGACACACGAACCAUCCGCUUCUCAUUCGUCGUGAUAUAUCGUUGUGAUCGAGUGGAUGUUACUUGUCGUGCGUUGCACAAUUAGUGCGUCACAAUCGAAAUCAAGAAACGUAAACGUAUGCAGCAUCUAACUCGAGGACGAUCAGCGAUUUAAAUAUAGCCGCGAUUUAAAUAUCCUGCAAGAAACUCAGAUAAAUUUCUCAUCUGCUAUCCCAGCGAACGUCCGAGAUGGCGAGCGUGGACAAGGAUCUUGAGGAGCUCAUGUCUCAUUUGGGUGAAUUCGGCAAAUACCAAUUCCGACAGUACAUCCUUCACUUACUCGCCGCCCUUACGGCCGGCGUACACAUGCUGUCUCUACUGACAGUCGCGGCGGUGCCAGCUCAUCAUUGCGACAUCCCAAAAGCGAACGUGUCGUCCGUCCUGACCAAGGAACUCUUCAAUUUUACCGAUCACGAUUGGGACAAUUCUUCGGAUGUGCUAGGACACCUUCCACGCCAUCUCGACAGUUGCCACUAUUUGGAUUUCGACAAUGUCACCCGGGAAUGUAACUCGUGGACCUACGACACAACGUACUUUCAGUCGUCGCGCGGGAUGGAGUGGAACUUUGUUUGCUCACGACGUUGGAUGGGCGCCGCGGCGCAAUCCUCGUACAUGUUCGGCGUGUUCGUGGGCGCGGUCACCCUCGGUAGUAUGGCAGACAAGUACGGCAGGAAGAUCAUAUUUUACGUCUCCGCCAUGGCACAAUUGGCGCUCGGAGUAUUAGUUGCCUUAGUGAACAACUUCUAUAUCUUUUUGGUAAUCCGUUUUCUGUAUGGAAUCUUCGGUUCCGCCGGCUCGUACAUCACCGGAUUUGUACUGACAAUGGAGCUAGUAGGUCCGUCCAGGAGGACCGCGUGUGGCGUGUUAUUCCAAUUGGCCUUUGCCGUAGGUUUUAUGCUGGUAGCUGUGUGGGGUGCCGUGCUCAAGGAUCGUAUGUGGCUACAGAUCGUGUAUGGUUUGCACAGCGCAAUCCUACUCGGCCACUGGUGGUUGAUGGAUGAGUCGCCCAGGUGGCUGUGGGCACACGGUCGCGCCGCCGAAGCAAUCAUCAUCGUGCAGAAGGGUUUAAAGGUGAACGGCAGCAACGUUCAAGUGGACGCCGCUAGACUGAUCAGCAAAUCGAAGGUGCAGCAGGAAGUCAAGGAGGACAAAUCGUACGGCGCACUUGAUCUCUUCAAAACGCCGAAUCUUCGCAAGAAGAGUCUGAACGUAUGUUUCAAUUGGUUCGCCAACUCGAUCGCUUAUUACGGACUGGCGCUCAACAUGGGCAACCUCGUCGGCAAUCCGUUCGUUAUGCUGUUCCUCAGCGGUGUGUUGGAGUUUCCAUCGUACGUCUUGAUAAUAUUCACCCUGGAUCGUACGGGCAGAAGAUGUUUGAUCAGCACGUUCAUGCUAAUAGGCGGUCUGUGCUGCAUCUGCGCUGCCUGCAUCACCGGUGCGACCGGCAACUUAGCGACUAUCGCCAUAGUCACAAUAGUACUCAUAGGCAAGGGUUGCAUCGCGGGCUCGUUCGCCAUAGUGUACAACUACACGGCGGAGCUGUUCCCCACGGUGGUGAGAAACACGGCGCUCGGUAUCGGCUCCAUGUGCGCUCGUCUGAGCGGCGCUCUCACGCCUAUGAUCUUCUUACUGGACUCGCUGGAUCCGCGAGUACCAGCUACGUUGUUCGGUUUCACUGCCCUGGUGGCAGGCUUUCUGUCGCUCUAUCUGCCGGAAACGGUAAAUCAGCCGAUGCCGGAGUCCAUUGAGGACGGCGAGAACUUCGGCAAAGGUGACACCUGUUUCACCACUUGCCUGGGCGGCGGUGCGAAAACCGCCGCGAGCGAACAUGAUGUUACAAUGGACAAGAUACCAGAGAAAGAUGAGAAAGAAAAAUUGAAUGAUAUAUAAACGAUCGUAUUGUGUUAGGAAAUUCACCAAGCGCCUUCAAUUAGUACUUAUAGCUGCAAUACGCUGAUAUGAAAAAUAUCUGGAUCUUGAUUUAAAUGUCAAGAUACGUGUCUUGAGAUACUUGUUAAAAACACUUAUCAAUAGAGGAAAGGAGAAUAAGAUGAAGAAAUGGAUAAGAUGUAAAAUUAAAAAAUCUAAAUUGUAAACAAUUUUAAUUUAUAUAACAGCUUUUAAUUUUUACAAAUGAUAAACAAAAACUUUAAUAAAACUAAAAAAGCAGCUUAUUAUUUUUACAUUAUCACAGAAAUUAAGAAAAACAAACAUUAGUAUCGUCAUCUGUUCUCCCUUUCUUCUACUUAUAGAGAAGCCCAUCUAAACAAUACAUGCAACGUAUCAUUGAAAAGAAGAUAUUUAGAAAUAAUUUACACAUGUACAAAGAAAGAAAAAAAAGUCAGUUUUUGGAAUUGUAUAUUUAUAUAUAUGAAAAAGAAAUUUUAUAUUAACAAUUUUACAGUCUGUUCCACAUAAGAGUAUACACGUCUAUAAGAAGAUUUAUAUGAAAAUUUUUACAAAUAUAUACCAUUUUAAAGUACUCA